AUGGCUUCCGUCAAGUCGCUGGGGCUGCAUCAGCCAUCGCACCAAGAGAUUCCGCCAUUGGCAUGGGACAUCACGACCGACCCCGAUCACGAGCACGGGCACGAGCACGACGACGCCAUCGACAUCGAGGACGAAGUCCAAGUCACGAAGCACCGCGUCGUCUGGAGCCGCGGCGGAAUAUUCCAGAAAUCGUUCAACUUCAAGCACGAAGGUCCCGUCAUCCAGGCCCUGUUGGCCUCUUUUCCCGCCGCGAAUGAUGGGCCGAACUCUACAAGGAAGGAAAAGAAUGCUGGCGACGACAAGAAGAAGGAUGGCGACAAGGACGGGCCCUACCGCCGAGCUCUGGUCGUCUUCCUGCCCAACCAAGCCCACGUAUACUUCCUCGACGGUACAAGCCAUGUCGUCCACAUGCCAUUCGAGGUCGAGACCGCCUGCGCCGCGCCCCGAGGCGUCAUCAUACAGCGAAAGCAACGAAGCGAAAGCAAAGCCCCGGUCUCUCUGAAGUUUCCAAAGGUCCCGCCCAACUCUUUCGUCUCCUCUCAGAUCCUCACCUCUCCGCGAAGCUCCCAACACACCGUCUUCUCCGUUGAAGGACUCAAUAAGCCCAAGUCGCUGCCCCUUAGGCUGGGCUCGACUUUGGAAAACAUGUGGGAAGCGCCGACAGACAGGCCAGGCUCGAAAUGGCCCCGACUGGUGUCCCUGAUGGACCCCCUACAGGAACUCGGCCUUGUCGUCACGCGACCAGAAGCUGGGGCUCGAGAGGUAGGCAAGAAGGGCGCGUCGAGUUCCCCAUGCUUUCUCGAUCCUGCUGAAGAAAUCCUGCACAUCGAGGAGAUCAGACAUAUGGGAGCACCCAAGACGAACGCGACCGAGCCGCUUACACUCGCUGUCACGAUCAACCGGGAAGCCAGCACAUACGCUGUGUGGAGAGUCACUUAUGUCAAGAACGGAGACCCGUUCGUCGGCCGCCUUAAGAAGGACAAGAGCCGAGCUGAACGCCGCCGAAGCUCCAUGCAGCCCAACUUUGCGAGCGGCGCCUCGACCCCGAUCCAACCAAACUUCCGCGAGAGCUUCGGUGCUCCCCUCCCCGGAAAACGAUCAAGGAAGAGCGAGAAAGUCGAAAAGCUGGAGAAGCCGUUGGAUUUGGUCUCCUCCCUCGACCUGGAGAAGGAGUCUGGUGCGAACAGGAGACAAUCCCGCCGUGUGAGCUCCAUGCUGGCCCGUGCCGAUCUGUCUGCCUCCCAGGAAAGAUCCAUAUUCACAGACCAGCCUCACAAUCCGGCUCUUGGGGGGUCGAAGGGUAGUCAAGGACCUAGACAUAGUGGUGGAUACGGUUCCUUCAACUACAACCAGACCAUCCAUCCAAGUUUGGGGAGCUUGCUCGAGGCGCCCAUCGACGGCGUGUUGGAAGAGCUUCGAGCCGGCGGCGACUUUGAGGGCUUCCACAACAUGGGAUUGGAUGAUCAUGUCGUUGAUGGACUCGCUCAGGAGGUGAUGUUCACCAAGAUUCAGACCAUUUCCCUCGACAACUCCAAUGUGCGCUAUUCGCUCUCGAAACAGCCCGCUCGCGACCACUGCAAGGUUUUCAUCUUGACUGCUCCCCAAUUUGCCGUUGACGACCCUCUUCGCGGCGAACUCCUCAUCGGAAUUCAGGACUGCUUGGAUAAGAGGCUUCAGCUCUUGACAAUCGACCUGCAGAGAGGGCCACGUUUCCUUGUGCCUCCGAAACCCGGCAAAACCGCGACCUCUGCGGAGGACCCCGUUCGGCUGACUUGUGGUGCAAUUCGACGAGCACAUCACGUUAUAGACUCUUGCAAAGUAACUGACGGAGAUAUUUCCGUGAUUCUCAUUCUGUCAGAAGGCCACGAGGGGCGUCGGGAGCUGAGCAUACAAGCUCCGUGGAGUCAGAUUACUCCCAUCAACCUCCCGCCCAUGUCUUUGGAAAAUGUCAGAAGUCUGCAUUACCGUGGCCGGGUCGUUGACCGGGAUGUUCGCCAUCGCAAAUCCGAGGUCAUCGAAGUUUCUAAUGGCAACGUCGGACGGCUUCGGUUCUCCAAGGCAAAAGGAGUGGUCGACAUAGUUGAUGGGGAUGACAGGCACCAUCAGAUUCAAAUUCAACUCCAGCCACACAACCCUCUCGUGCGCAAGGUGUUGGAUGCGUGUCGCAGCAUUUUGCCGGCGUCUCAUGCUGAGAAGAUGUUCCCCGGUUGGUGGCACGUGAUGAUCUGGCUGAGAUCCGAAGACUUUGAACUUGCCGAUGCCGAAUGGUCCGCCCUUGUGGUCCAGCUCCUUGCCAUCUACCUAGCACUGGGCAAGUCCGAAAACAAAAAGACACCAUCGAAACCCUCCAGGGGCAAGCGCCGCCAGCAUUCUGGGUCUUUUGGGUCGAUCCAGAGUCUUGAGGACUGGCAUACGCUGCAGCUUCAUGAGACACCCAACGGCUUGGGAUGCCCAGGCUGGCAGCAAACUCGUGGCUGGGAAUGGACUUUGGACGAGGAGAUGGAUGACGACUCUGAGGCGACGGCCACAUCAAGUCUUCAGGAGUCCAAGUUCAUGUCGACUCAUAUCCAGUACGCAAGGGCUUAUAUGUCAUCCACAUUGGGAGAAAAGGCCGUCGGCUCCAAUGGCUAUCUGCCGACUGGCAUGCAACGGAGUGCCGAGAAUCGCGGCAACGCGGCUUGGAACAUCUUUGUCGCGGUACACCUCCUGCUCGAAGAACAAAAGCUGGAGAUUAUGACACCAGAGUAUUCGUCUCCAGGAACCGCACAGUUGAGGGUGGUCAUGUGUCAGAUUGCGAAAUGGCUGCGAUGGGAUGACUUCGUCGCCACGUAUGAGUUGGGCAUCCAGGAAGAGCUGGAUCCGCGUUACGACUCGGAACUUCAUCUCGAGGUUCCCCUGGCACAGCCUUCUGGUGUCGACUUUGAUAUUUUCCAUUGGGUCCAGGCAUGCUUCUCUAGCAGCCAGUAUCAUCCUUUCCUCACACUGGCAAACCUCUAUCAAUCACAGAAUACGAAGAGCGAACAAGAUUCCUCCAAGGACUCUCGAUGGGCUUCGAUCACUCCCAGGACCGUCAUGUUCAAGCGUCUAUUCGAACAGCUCACCCCAAAGAGCACACCAGCCAGCAUCGUCGAGGCUAUGCACUCCGCCGGCAUCACAACAGCGGUGCUCGAGACGCUACCUGAGGCUGUGCUCACACCCCUGAAGGACUGCAUAACUCGAUGCCAAACCCGUCCGCCGGCGUCAUGGCCUAAGGACCUGCUAGAGCUGAUUAACCGCGGGGACGUCAGCAUGAUACUGGACCCAGGCAAGAAGAUCGAGAAGAGCGGUGCCAACAUUCUUACUCCUACUCAUGCUGCAACCUGGGACUACCGGAGCAUCUGCCAGACCGUUGAAGAAUAUAACAAUACUGGUUUUGAUGACGGAGAAGGCACUGAACGGCAGGCCGUCAUUCGAGCCUUGUUCAGAGAAGACCGCCGUCUCAAUGAGGCGCAACAGCUUCUGUCGACGCACAGAGCCCGUAUCGUGCGUCUCGAGCCUUUGACAAUCUGGACUGAGAGCGAGUAUCUCGAAAGACAAAAGGAAUUGGUUUCUAGGAUCGCUACUGGCACCCUCGCCAUUCCGGCCGGUCGUGCCCUCUUGUACUACAGCCUCCGCUAUCCUCUACUGACCCAGAAGACCCACGUCGGGGGAUUCAACCUGAACUGCAUUGUGCGUCCUGCCAACGUGACCGUUGGUGUGGACAAAUCGCAGUUCACCGAAGAGAAGGUCUGUUGGGGCUUUUUCCACCAGGGUGUGGCGGCGGGACUCGCCAUAUCACCCGACGCCAAGGGGAUCGACUCGUCUUGGAUCCUCUACAACAAGCCGGGCCACGACCUGAGCAACCGCCACGCGGGUUUCCUGCUAGCACUUGGCCUCAACGGUCAUCUUAGAGGGAUGGCCAAAUGGGUCGCCUUCAAAUACCUCACACCGAAGCACACCAUGACCUCGGUCGGCCUUCUCCUGGGCCUGGGUGCAUCCUACAUGGGCACCAUGGACUCUCUCGUCACGCGCAUGAUAUCCGUGCAUGUUACGCGCAUGCUACCACGCGGGGCCGCAGAGCUCAACCUGUCGCCGCUGACACAGACGACCGGCAUCAUGGCCAUCGGGCUCCUUUACUGCAAUAGCCAACACCGUCGCAUGACGGAAGUCAUGAUGUCCGAGAUCCAACACGAAGAUGAGGAAGACGAGGACGAACCGCUGCGUAGCGAAUGCUACCGCUUGUCUGCCGGUUUCGCACUGGGCCUUAUUAACCUGGGUAAAGGCAACGACCUCAGAGGUCUCCACGAUAUGAAGCUCACCGAGAAGCUCAUCAAUAACGCGACGGCAACGAAGAAGGUUGAAAUGGUGCAUGUGCUAGACCGCGCCGCGGCCGGCGCUGUGAUGGCACUCACGUUGAUAUUCAUGAAGUCGGAGGACCACGUCGUCGCCCGGAAGAUUGAUGUGCCGGAAUCCAUUGUACAGUUCGACUACAUCCGCCCAGAUAUCCUUCUCUUGCGCACAGUCGCCAAGAACUUGAUCAUGUGGAGCAAAAUCGAGCCCAGCUUUGACUGGAUCCUCAAUAGCCUGCCAAAGGCGUACCGCAUCCGUCACAAACUCGUCAACACGACGAAGCUGAAGAGCACCGACCUCCCCUUCUUCAGCAUCAUUACCGGUCUCUGCUUCUCGAUCGCGCUGCGUUAUGCGGGCAGCGCGUCGACAAAGGUUCGGGAUCUUCUUGUACACUACCUCGACAACUUUAUCCGCAUUUCUCGCAUACCGGCCACACAGCGACCCCCGCCGAACGACCACCCCAUGUAUGACGAAGAGCUCGCUCGCUCCAACGCCCGCAUGUGUCAGGACGUGCUGGCACUAUCCGCGGCAAUCGUCAUGGCUGGCACCGGCGACCUCGUCGUGAUGCGUCGCCUUCGCCUCCUUCACGGUCGAGACGAUCCGGAAACGCCAUAUGGAUCCCACCUCGCCGCUCACCUCGCCAUUGGGUCCUUGUUCCUCGCCUGCGGAACGGCAACCUUUGGCACGAGCAACAUGGCCAUCGCAUCGCUCCUGAUUGCGUUCUACCCAGUCUUUCCGACAUCGGUCAUGGAUAACCGCUCCCAUCUCCAGGCCUUCCGCCACUUUUGGGUCCUGGCAACAGACUCCCGCUGCCUGGUCACAAAGGACGUCGCAACAGGCCAGCCCGUGUCGGCACCUAUAUCAAUACGCCGGAGACGGCAGAAAGGCGAGGCCGCAGACACGGAGACGGAGGCUGUGGUACGGCAGACGCCGUGCUUGCUACCCCCUCUGAACGAGAUCGCGAGCAUCCAGACGAGUGCGGGACCCGCCUUCUGGGAUCUCGAGAUGGACUUCGAAAAGAACCCGUCCCUCAUGAAGGCCUUUAUGCAAAACCAGUCGCUAUACCUCCGCCGCCGACCGGCACAAGAAGCGCCGUUCUCGUCCACGCUGCGGGCGCUCGGCAGAGAUGCCUUGGCGGACGUCACGGACACCGGACAGAACGAUCCUCUGGAGUGGCUGUUCGGCCUCGACGCCCUCCGCGACCUCACGCACGCGGAGCGCGCCACGGUGCUCGACCGCAGCGCAAGCUCCGAGGGAGCCGCGGGCGAGAGCUCCGGAUCGUCGGUUGACGCGCGGUUGGCGCUGGAGAGGAGCGUGGACGGGGCGAGCAGGGAGAGGCUGUGCGGGCUCAAGAUGCUGUUCGAGUGGGCGGACCGUCGAGACCAGAUUGUGGUCAAGGGGAAGAAGGCCCAGGACGAUAAGGACGAGGAGUGGUGGAUGCGCAACAGCGUCGUGGAGGAGUUGAAGGGACGUGUGUUCCUGGGUGGACGGGCUUGA
Messenger RNA from Colletotrichum karsti, 5865 nucleotides. RefSeq names its product 20s cyclosome subunit (apc1). Gene Ontology annotation, cellular component: anaphase-promoting complex. NCBI's taxonomy places the organism in Eukaryota, Fungi, Ascomycota, Sordariomycetes, Glomerellales, Glomerellaceae. Gene Ontology annotation, biological process: metaphase/anaphase transition of mitotic cell cycle; anaphase-promoting complex-dependent catabolic process; protein K11-linked ubiquitination. The record is from RefSeq and is a predicted model, not a curated record. Gene Ontology annotation, molecular function: molecular adaptor activity. The transcript has 3 exons. Bases 1 to 5865 code for a protein of 1954 amino acids.